Leptidea sinapis is the source of this 1924-nucleotide messenger RNA. RefSeq lists its product as uncharacterized. The coding region runs from base 203 to 1828 and encodes 541 amino acids. NCBI's taxonomy places the organism in Eukaryota, Metazoa, Arthropoda, Insecta, Lepidoptera, Pieridae. The record is from RefSeq and is a predicted model, not a curated record. The transcript is spliced from 3 exons.
UUCAACUAACCCACAGUAGGAAGAAUAGAAUAGAAUUCAACAAACAGUAUUUUUUUUGCGAAAGUUCUAUAAUAUUAGCUAAGUAACAGAUUAGAGAUAGAUAAAUAUCACCAACAAAGUAUUUCAUUCAAAUUUUUUUGGGAUCAUCUGGCCAAUCGUGACCAAAGCAUAUUUUUAUUCUAUUGAAAUUGUGAUUUAAAAUAUGGGUGGAUGUCGAUGUACAUACAGAAGUUGUGGUCUUAAAUCAGAUGGAGUUACCCAUAUGUUCCAUUACCCUGUAUUUGACAAGAUAAGGUGUCACCAGUGGCUUGUUAAUGCUCAAAGAUUUGAUUUUUUAAACUUGAAAGUUUCACAGUUAAAAAAUAGGGUUGUUUGUGAACAUCACUUUAGAGAUGACUGUUUUAUGAAUUAUAUGAAAGAUAAAUUAAAGUGUGAUGCUGUACCAACCGAAGAUGGUCCAUAUUGUAAAUCAGAAAAAGUUGCAAAGAAGGAAGAAGCUGAAGAAUUUCCUCUAGUGUCAGAAGAAAUAGAAAAUGAUUAUCUUGUGCGUACAGAGAAGCGAGCUAAUUAUUCUGUUAAGUAUCUUGAUUUUCUUACAAGUUGUGAUCUGAGUUUUUUGAAUACAUUCAAUGACAACCAUAAUAAUACAAUAGUAGAAAAAAGCAACCUAAAUUAUGUUCCAUAUAGUACAACAACUGAUAAUGACAUAAAAUAUAAAAAAAAUGAGCUUCCCACUUACAAACUUAACUCUCAACGGGAUUCCUCAACAUGUAUUGUAGCUCCUACCCUUCAAAUACCAUCAACCAAAACUAACCCUAAUAUAGAAGAGAGAUGUGACAAACGUUUUCAAUCGCUAAAUAAUUCAAGUUCAAAUAUAAAAAUCAAAACAGAGCCAAGAGUAAAAAUAUUAUCUGAAAAAAAAAUAAAAGAACCUAUUAUAAUACCUCUUGACCUUGAAACCGUGUCACCAUCUACCAUCAUAGAAAUACCAAAGAAGAAAGCACAUAAUCAGAGCACAAAUAAAGUUGUAAUGGAAACAAAAAUACCAAAUCCAAAAGAGCAUGAUGUUUGUGCGAAUUUUGAUAACAAUGUUAGAAUGAAAUGGAAUGAAAAUAUACCAUAUAAUAUUGAAUUAUUACCAGAUGAUACAGAAAAAGUAGUUGAUAUUGAGGUCCCACAACUUCCAGUACUAACUCCACCGCCCAAGAAAAAAGAACAAGCUAAAAUGACUCCGUUAAAGAAUAAAAUAAGUCCCCAGAGAGAAGCAGCUAUUAGAUUGAAGAGACAGUUUAAUAUGAAGUUAAGAGAUAUUUUAGAAUCCACAUUAAGUAAUGAAAAGGUAAAUAAUAUAGAUGAAGUCAUAAGUAAUGAAAAAAUAAAUAAUAUAGACGAAGUUAGACCUGUGAAAGAAAAUAUAAAGAUUGAAGACACUAAAGCCAAAAACAUGGCCUUACAUCUUUCUAGCAAACCCCAACUACCCAGUAUACAUGAAUAUACUAUUGCAUAUUUGGAAGCUCGUAUGAAGAGAAUGGAAUACACACUUCUUAGUAGAAUAGACCACAACACUAAAAAAAUUUCUGAGUUAGCAAGUGUAAAUGAAAACAAAGAUACUGAUAAAAGAGACAAGUAUUGUCAGACUCAUAUGAAUGAAGAAGAUUAUAAAAGAUAUUUAUAUAAAGAAAUGUCUAAAUAUUUAAGUCCUGCUACUAAUAGUAAGGUAUAUGAAGAAUUAUUUAUUGAUAAGUAUUCUUUACAUGGUAAUAAUGUAGGUGAUAAAGACAAUAAAACUAUACGUGAAACACAAUGCAAGAGAAAAAAGCUGAGAUGACUGUGGAUUAAUGUUUCUGUUAGAAAUUUUAAUAUUAUUGUGUUGCAGCUUUCAAUCGGUUUUAUAAAUAACGAAAAUUAACGAGUUAAUUUAUAA